Molecule: messenger RNA, 2573 nt
Organism: Vitrella brassicaformis
Lineage: Eukaryota; Vitrellaceae
Source: the annotation of a GenBank genome assembly
AUGGUGUCAGUCACAUUCAAGCAGAAGAGACAGCGCAAGGAGGCCGUCGACGUGACCGUUCCCCUUCCACCCGAUGAGAUCCAACUGACUGACCAUCACGAGGAAGCCCUCCUCUUCGUGGCAAUGGCAGCACAUGACCAGGAGGCUCAGAAACCGCCACUUGCCGGUUCCUCUGGCACAUGCGGUGGGUCGAUCGGCGUAUGAGAGUGGCCCUGUAGCAGCGGGCCGGGGAGGGGGAGGCGGGCGUGAGAGAGAGGAGCAAGACAGCAUGGCUGGUGGUGGGCCCCCCAUCGCCCGACGGGCAUUGCCGACGGCCGCUGCGGCUGCGGCAGGGGCACUGCACCGUCGUCACCAAACCUACCGAGUAAAGCACAUGGGCGAGUACAUACCAGGCGUCAGUCACGAGCAUUUAUGUAUUUGUGUGUAUGUCUUGUUGGGAUUGCGUCAGUGACCUCUGACAAGCAUGAGGAUGGCGUCGGUGGAGAGGAGGGUAUGCAGCCAGCAAAGGAAACAAGUAUCCAUGGCUGGCCUCGUGCACAUUGCUCUGUGUCUGUGUCUGUGUGUGUGUGUGUGCGAGUGUCAGACACGGUGGCCAUGGGUGGAGAUGCGCAGCUGAACAGCGUGGAGAAAGACUGCCGUCAGUCCUUCAUGGACGAAUACGCCGAAGACAUCCCCCUCCACUACGCCCACAGCGCCACAUUCAAGCACAACACACGCUGCGGUCGACUCGGUGAGGACGCCGUCGACGUGACCAUUCACAGAGACAACCGCGCCAUCAUCCACCUGACCAUCACGAAGAAGCCCUCCUCUUCGUGGCAAUGGCAGCACAUGACCGCGGCGCUCAAAAACCGCGGUGUCAAUGUUCCUCUCGCCGACGAGAUCCGAAAGAGGGAGCCCAACCGCGGCAGUGUGCGUCGACGUGAGGCAGCCGCUGAGCACGGGGGUGGAUCGUCAAAGCAGAGGCGCCUCACGUAUGGGCGGGAGAUGGGGGCAGGGGAUGUAGCUGGUGCGUCUGGCGAUGGUGGGUUGCCGAAACGCCGACGCUCUCAGAGAGCGUCGGCGAGGGCAGCUGCAGCGGCUUUGAAGUCCAUUGCGGCAUGUAAGGCAGGCAUGUGUGACACAUACAGACAUGGCCAUGUAUCUGCAGUUCUUGUCUGCGCCUCUGUGCCUCUGUGUGGUUGCGUCAGCUCCUCGUGAGCAUGAGGGCGAUGAAAGCGACGCGACGAUGGACGACGCCCCAGAUGAGAGUACGUAUGGCUGCUGCACCAAUCACAUCCUCUGUCGUGUGAAUGGUUGUGUGGUGUGGUGCGGUGUGGUGCGGUGUGGCGUGGCGUGUCAGAUGUGCCUCGUGGUUGCUCCUCAGCUGCUGCUGGACCAGGCGCGGCGGCUGCUGCUGCUGCUGCAGCUGCUGCUGUUGCUGCAUCAUCGGGCUCGGCUGUCGAGUCGUGCAAGCGCGACUUCAUGCUCAUGAGGGCCGACCCCAAGACCAUAUUCUCACGUCUGCCAGAGGGCGUCAAGACCAGCUUCGCCCUCUGCGGCACCGACCUCGUCACCGUGACUAUUGGCCCCUUCCAGGAUGCGUGUGGUGGCGACUACUACGUGCAGGGCACAGCGACGCCACGCCGGAGGGGCAAGCAGGGGUGGAGCUUUUCCCAGGACCUCAGGAAGAUAGAGCUUUUCCGUCCCCACCCGGAGAGCUACCACUUCAUUGAGGGGCCGGGGGGGAUACGCAUCAUCGUGGGCCGGAGGGAGCACGGCCACGGUAACGACAACCCAACAGACACAGACGGAUGAAUCAAGGGGCGGGUGGGGUGGUGUCUGUUGGUUGUGCAGGAGGCGGGGAGGGAGAGCCAGCGGCAAAGCAAGGCCAUGGGGAUAUAAGAGCUGCUGGUGUGCGUGGCGGCGGUGAUCUGCAUCCGUUCGCUCGCCCGAUGGCGCCGCUGCGCGGUCCCCACCCGCCACUCCGACCACCAUUCUGCGGUACGCCGACGCACAAACACCAACGACCAUCCCAUCCCAUCCCACCGAUGGUUUUCUCUGCUCUCCGUUCGUUUCGUGGAAAGGUCGGCCCGUGACGAACAGGGCUUGGCCAUCCACUGCGGCAGGUCAACCUGCUGCCGAUGCAGCUCUCGUUCAGUCUGGUCGAAACGCGGCAGCGUUCGCCCUCUCAACGCCCCUGGUGCUCGCCCCUCACUGCCGGGACGCCUCGCCAACCUAUUGGCAGGUGAGCCGACUGCAGCAGUGGGUGUGUGUGUGGGUGUGCAGCUGACUGAGUAGACUCUCUGUGUUUGAUGUCUGCUGCUGCCUCUCAGGCGGUCGCAUCCGUCACAACAUGGCUGCGCCGCCUCCCCCACCAGCACCUGUUCCACCCCUGGAUCCCCGCCCUCCAGCCCACUCCGCCCAUGAUGCGGCCGGCCCCCAGCACUCAUUCCCCCAUUGCUCCAGCCACCACCGGCAGUGGACCAGACAGCACAGCAACAGCCCCGGCCAAUAGAUCAGCAAGAGGACUACCCGAUGAAGGAGGAGCAUUCGAUAGACGGCCAGCAAGCAGGGGAUCCGCAGCUCCAGAAUGA